AUGCCAUUAAUCGAUCUGGGAAGCGACUCUUCUAGCGACUCUUCCAGCGGAUCCUCCAGCCAAAGUAACAGUGGAUCACGACAACAAGAGCAGUGGGAGGCGGCUGUGAGGGGAGCCUCGCUGCCCGACAGUUUAGCCUGUGUAACGUCUCGGUGCGCCGUUAUCCGCGGCAUCCGCUGUUAUUAUGAGUUUGCUACGAGCAAUGCUGUCGAGGAGGCUUGCACUAUCUACUCUAAUGUCUACCCCGAGCUUGCGCGCGCACGCAAUGCCCGCCUAAUUAUGAGUAACCAAAUUCCUGAACCCCACCAACUAGAGGAUCCCAACCAUGUACCCUACUGCAUCUGGUAUCCAGACUUUGCACAGGAAGAGACUUACCGCGAAGUGGCUCGUCGGUAUCCAAAUCUACGCUACCAGGUGGGCAGAGCAUGUGCCGCUGCUGGCUAUAUUAGCCUUUAUCAGGAGCUGGACCUUCUUCCCGACGUGUCCAUCGCGGAAGAGUCUCGGGAAAGUAGUGCAGACGGGGCCCGACAGAUCUUUAAUAUUAUUAUGGCGUCUCCAACCCGGUAUGCAGUGAUGGAUGACCUGCACCGCUCUGUGUGCCCACAUACAAAGACCCCGGCGUUUUUAAAUGGCGACACGGCUGUCCACUGGAUGUUGGAGGCGCGAUCUUACCCAAGCCAUGCGCUUCCUCUCUAUCCAGAUAUUGAGGAGGACCGUGGUAUAGGCGAGGAGAAAGUGGAACUACCACAUUGGCGUUAUCAGUAUACAUACGAGGAAGCUAAAUUGCUUUUUACCCCGCUGCCUCCCGACCUCCCAACCUUUAAGAAGGAUCUGUUAAUCCAGAUGGCGGCCUACGAGGGUAAUUUCGACCGAUAUUCCCGGCUAAUGCGCCCAGGCUAUAUGACAAUAGAGGAAUUACACUGCGUGGUCCGUGGGAUUUUUCACAACACCAUGUUUGCGCGCUGGUGGGCUGACCAGCUUAAAGUAAAUCCGGAUCGCAUCAGGACUCGUGCGGGUACCUCUGAUACAAUCUGGAUGAUUAACCACGCUAUACUGCCCGUCGCGUGA
Aspergillus tanneri is the source of this 1068-nucleotide messenger RNA. RefSeq lists its product as uncharacterized. The record is from RefSeq and is a predicted model, not a curated record. The coding region runs from base 1 to 1068 and encodes 355 amino acids. Lineage: Eukaryota; Fungi; Ascomycota; Eurotiomycetes; Eurotiales; Aspergillaceae. The transcript has a single exon.